Molecule: messenger RNA, 454 nt
Organism: Prorocentrum cordatum
Lineage: Eukaryota; Dinophyceae; Prorocentrales; Prorocentraceae
Source: the annotation of a GenBank genome assembly
GCGGGCGAGGGCGACGGCAAAUGACCAGAGCGAGUCUCGCGUGGCCGCUGCCCAGCGCCUGGCCGCCGAGAAGGAGCCUGCGGGCUCGCUCGCUGUCCUCGAGCAGACCGCCAUUCGCCCGCCGACGGGGGCGCUCUACCAGAAAUCAGCGACGGCCUUCCUGAAGCACUGCGCCCAGAAGGGCCUCGACUGGAGAUCGGCGGAGGAGAUGGGCUCGAUCCUGGCCCCGUACCUGAGCGACAGUUUUCACCGGGGCGCGUCGUCCUUCCACGGGGCGCAGCUCCUGGCCAGCCUGUCUCAUGUCUACUCGUGCCUCCGCGGCGCGUGGAAGGUGCAGUGGCCGCAAGCCUCGCGGGCCUCGGUCGCGCGGAAACGGAAGGCGCCCGCUGGGGCCCGCCUGCAGAUGCCGAAGGCGGUGGCGAGGGCCGCGUGCUUGCUCCUGGACUCCUGGUAG